GUCAAGGGACGCAGGUUGGGUAGUGACAGGGCUCUGCGGCGUUAGCGCUGCUGUGAUGAAGUGCGGAAGAAACAAGGGGAAUUCCUGAGAAUUAUCCACCUACAUGAACAGAUUGAAUUGAGUUGCCUUAGCAAGCUAGUCUGUGAGGCGCGUUUAAUUAUAUUAAAUAUGGUACCAGAAUUUGGGAGCCAUUGUUAACCAUUAACGUUGUUAGCGUUGUGGUGUUUGUCAACGCUUUUCUACCGCCUCAACAAGUCUUCCGCACUCAGAGCAACGCUAAGUUAGCUAUCUGUUUUGCUAGCUAGCUAACUCGGCUAAAGCUUUAGGUACGCGUUAAGACUGCCAGGUCCUAGGUCAUGGUCCAGCCCCAGCCUUACGUGGACAGCGCCUUCCAGUGGGACAUGGCAGGAGAGGAGGCAGUGGGGGCUGCCAGCCAAGGCUCACUAACGAAUAGUUCUCAAGGAUCACUAAGGGUGCCACCUGAAUUAGCUGGGCAUGAAGUGGUCAACAGACUUCUUUUGGAUAACCACCAGUUACGAGAGGCACUAAAGAGGAGCAAUGAUGCCCUGAAAAACAGGUGUGAGGAGAUGGAGGGAUGGCAGCGAAGAACUAGGGAGGAGAGAGAAUUUCUGAAUGGCAAGUUUCAUGAGGCACGGGCUUUGGUUGAGCGACUGGCUCAGGAGAACAAGAAUUUGCUGGGCAAGCUCAACCCCAAUGGCAGUCAUGUAGAACCUCAAGGCACUGCUAUCGGCACAGAGACAGCAUGUCAAAAUCGGAACCAAGAGAGUAAUGGACUGAUGGAGGAUUCUAAUGAGUUAGCCGUGGUUGAGCGGAAGGUUGAUGCAGAACAAGACACUGACAGACAGGGAUCUAGUGAGAAUAGUUCCCUCAAUAGUUAUAUUCCCAGUUUUGGUGAAAGCUUGCCCUGUGGGCAAGAGGGCAGGGCCUGUCGGCCUAAUGAAGGUUCUAACGAAAUCCUAAAGAUGCUGAAGAGUCAUAAAGAGAAGCUAGAGCAAGGAAUGAGAGAGCUUAGAAGAAGAAAUGAGGAACUGGAGAAGGAGAAAAUGGAGAGUAAAAAAGAGAAUGAAUGCCUUCUGAUAACUGUGGACCAGCUACGCUUCAAAGUGACACAGCUUACUCAGUGUACAAGUGUUCCUAAAACAAAUGCUUGUACCGUCUCUGCUGAAAGCUUUCACUUGGCUAAACUAACAGAACAGCUUCAGGCUACUCAAGGCAGGUAUAGAGAGCUUCAGGAAAAACUGAACCUACUAGAACAGAACACAGUGCAAAGGGAUAGAACUGAGGCGCUACUCAAGCAGAAAGAGAAAGAUUAUAUUCAGCUGACCAAGGACAGUGAGGCUCUGAGGGCUCAGGUCACUUCUCUACUUGGUGAGCUGAAAGAGCGGCAGACAUCCCUAGACAAGUGUGAAGAGGAGAAAAGACGUUUAGAAGAAAGGCUGUGCUGUAAGACAGACAACCUGCAGACUCUGGAGCGUGACAUGGAGGAACAAAAGAAGCAGCAUUGCGUGACCGUGGACAAAUUCCUUUUGCAAACACAGAACCUGGAGGCAGCACUGAAGACAGAACGGGCUGUCAUUGUGGAGGAGAGGAGGAAGCUAGCUCAACUCCAGCAUGCUUACACCUGUCUCUUUCAGGAUUAUGACUCCAAACUGAAAACUGAAAAGCUAGCCAAUCACAGGAGUGGAGAAACAGAGACGCUUACUCACAGACUAGAGGAAGCUGAGAAAGCUCUGGCCUUGAAACAAGCUCAUAUCGACAAACUCAAGGAAGAAGUGGAGCAGCAGAGGACCUUACAGGAGACCAUUGAAGUGCUUACAGCACAGGCGGAGAUCUAUAAGUCAGACUUCCAUGCAGAGAGAAGAGCACGAGAGGAGCUCAACCAAAAGAAGGAGGAGCUGCAGGAAAAACUGAACCAAACACUGACUGAACUCAAUCUCCACAAGCAGGAGAAGAUGCAGCAAAGACACAUGGACAGCUACAGACCUCUCCCACACCUGCCACCACCUGCAGUAAUGCCAGGCGCUGGGAUACCACAGCCGAAUCGCAAUGCCCCUGAGAUGCAGCCUGAAUACCAAUGCCCUAAGUGUCAGUACAAUGCUCCGGACAUGGAUACCCUGCAGAUUCAUGUCAUGGACUGUAUCCAGUGAGAAGAGGAGCGCCGCAGAUCGAGAAUAAUGAGCAUGAUCUACAGAGCUGGAAUCCUAUCACAGCAACUUUAGCGUAAACAAUCUAAGCACAAGUAAAUCAAUGAACAGAAAAUUUUGUUAAAGGACAGGCCUAAUGAUUGCCUGUGCAACUGAUCAAGAAAGAAGAUACAUAGCAGUUGCAGUGGACAUUUUAUUUCGGGGAGCUAGAACUGUCCGCAGUGUACUAUUUGACAUAAUAUAUUAGUUAUCUGUUAGAAAAGAUGUGUACCUCUCUGUGACAGUGUAGUGUAAUGUACUGCACGUGUUUUCGAUGUACAGCACAAGUCUGUCAGUGACAACAGUCCUUUUAUAAAUGUGCUAUUUGUCUCUCUGAAUGUAUGGAUUCUGAAUGUAUGGAUUCAUAUCUUUGUCUGUUAAUAUUGUCUAUAAUCUUGCUUGAAUGUAUUAAAUACUUUGUACAGUCUAUUAUGGAGAGAUUUGAAGAUUAAAAACAUAAAUUGAAA
This is a messenger RNA of Pangasianodon hypophthalmus (striped catfish), 2671 nucleotides long. RefSeq names its product inhibitor of nuclear factor kappa B kinase regulatory subunit gamma (gene ikbkg). Gene Ontology annotation, cellular component: cytoplasm; nucleus; IkappaB kinase complex. The transcript is spliced from 16 exons. Bases 357 to 2168 code for a protein of 603 amino acids. Lineage: Eukaryota; Metazoa; Chordata; Actinopteri; Siluriformes; Pangasiidae. The record is from RefSeq and is a predicted model, not a curated record. Gene Ontology annotation, molecular function: K63-linked polyubiquitin modification-dependent protein binding. Gene Ontology annotation, biological process: positive regulation of canonical NF-kappaB signal transduction.